AUGGGUCGAGACUUCCAUGACUAUUUGGACGAGGACAAGCCCGCUGCAGAGUCUUCGAUAGGCUCGGGGACCGAUAAGACUCUUAACUCAACCAUCAUGAAGCUUACGACAGCAAAUGUGAACGUCCUCUUGUGGUCCACAGCGCUCCCCUACAUAUGCGGUUUUCUUCUAGAAGGGCUUGCCUUCAUCGGUGACUACAAUUUAGUCAUCUACUACCCCGGCUUUGUGGGCCUCUUUGGAAUGGCCCUUGCAUAUCCUGUGGAGAUAUUAAUGUGCAAGAACAUUACACUGGGGUAUGGCUUAGCAACAGCAAGCGCCAUCCAGAAGGCUCUAGCAAAGAAUAAGGCGUCGCUAGCCAGCUCCUACCUUGCCCACUACAUAAUGCUCAGCCUCCUCUGGUCUAUUCUGUGCACAAUUUGCUUAACACCGUCGGCGGUCCCAUUGCUGAAAUUCAUGGAUAAUCACCAAGGAAAUGAACGCGGCAUGGCGUACUCUCGUAUCGUCUUUUCGACACAGAACUUUGCCAACAUAUUUAGUAACUCCAUUAGUCAAGUCCUUGCUGUUGAAAACCGAGUAGCGCUCAACUUCUUCCGCCAUCUCGGCUCUUCCUUUCUAUUCAUCCUCUUCGAUUAUAUAAUAUACUUUAUAUCAAGCUUCUAUUCCUCCAAGAUUCCCGAGCUUUGCCAAUCGUCUGCCAUUGCAUAUACCUUGGCUCAUACCGUCAUAAGCGUGUGGAUCCUCUGCGUUCUUUUUAAGAGAACCGCGUUCGAUAUUCCAAUAAAAACCUCUCUUGAUCUAAAGCUCAAGCGAUUCUGGCCACUGAAGCCAAAGAUCAUCAAGACCAUUAUAGUCGGGAGCCUUCCCCCAAUCUUGUUCAACUCUACAAUUCCAGCGACUAUUCUAGUGUGCAAUAUCCUCGUUAGUCGAUAUUAUACUUCCUUAGAGACGAUUAACGCAUCUAGGCUGAAAUUCAUUACCUACCUCCGGUAUAAUAAUCUAUUUAUGUUUAUCAACAACGGAUUUAACCAAGCAUUUAUCACCACUUGCGGCUUCAACUUGGGCCUCAGGAACUAUGGCCGUGUACGCCAGCUGAUAGUUGCCUCUGCGCUUUGGACCCUUGUGCUUUCUGCAAUCCUAGGCAUACUGAUGUUUAUCUUUUACAAGAGCGUUGCCCAGCUCUUCUAUCCUAUUCUUGCGUAUCACCAGGCAGAGCUGGAGUGGAAGGAUACACAAAGACAGUAUGAGGAGACCUACGAGGCAGUGGCCCUUGCCUCCCUAGGGCCUAUAUGGAUGGGCCUCUUCAUGACUGUGAGCUCUAUUGCACAGCUUGAAGACAAGUUUCUUGUGUUUGUGCUUUUGCAGACAUCGCGCAUUGUUGUACCGAUUAUCUUUGCUAUAUCGGCAGGCCUCUUGAUCCAGGACAACGCGAAGCUAUUAACGGCUCUUCCAAUCGGUGACGGGAUUGCUGGCAUGUGCUGCCUUACAUUUUUGUUCUACUACUUGCAAAAGUAUAAGCACCUAAGCCUUAUUGAGCAAUCACGAAAGGAGAAUGAGGCAUUAGAGGCACAAAUAGCAAAUCUGGACGCUCUGAACGACUGA
Molecule: messenger RNA, 1599 nt
Organism: Giardia duodenalis
Lineage: Eukaryota; Fornicata; Diplomonadida; Hexamitidae
Product: DinF protein
Exons: 1
Coding region: 1-1599 (532 amino acids)
Biological process (GO): transmembrane transport
Cellular component (GO): membrane
Molecular function (GO): xenobiotic transmembrane transporter activity; antiporter activity
Source: RefSeq, a predicted model, not a curated record